CGCGGCGGCGGCGGCGGGGGCGGGAUCGCAGCGCCGCGGAGCCGCCGCCGGGAGCACCCCCCGCGGCCCCCCGUGCGAGGGGAGCGGUGAGGGGGCACGGCGGUGGGGAGGAGGAAGAGGAGGAGGAGGAAGAGGAGGAGGAGGAGGGAGCGGUGCCACCGCCACCAUGUCCGGGCGCGGCCACAACAAGCUGCCGACCACCGAGCGCAUCGUCAAGGCUGUCCCAUUCCCUCCCACGCAGCGGCUCACCCUGAAGGAGGUGUUUGAGGAUGGGAAGCCGAGGCUCGACGUCCUCAAGAGCCACUUGGUGAAGGAAGGGCGGCUGGAGGAGGACGCGGCGCUGAAGAUCAUCAACGACGGCGCCGCCAUCCUGAGGCACGAGAAGACCAUGAUCGAGGUGGAGGCCCCCAUCACAGUGUGUGGUGACAUCCACGGGCAGUUUUUUGACCUGAUGAAGCUGUUUGAAGUUGGAGGAUCACCCAAUAACACCCGCUACCUCUUCCUGGGAGACUACGUGGACAGAGGCUACUUCAGUAUAGAGUGCGUGCUGUAUUUAUGGAGUUUAAAGAUAAAUCACCCCAAAACGUUGUUCCUCCUUCGAGGGAACCACGAGUGCAGGCACCUCACAGAAUAUUUCACCUUCAAGCAGGAGUGUCGAAUCAAGUACUCGGAGCGAGUGUACGACGCGUGCAUGGAUACCUUUGACUGUCUUCCUCUUGCUGCCCUCCUAAACCAGCAAUUCCUGUGUGUCCACGGAGGACUGUCUCCAGAAAUCACAUGUCUAGAUGACAUUAGGAAAUUAGACAGGUUUAAGGAGCCUCCAGCCUUUGGUCCAAUGUGUGAUCUGCUCUGGUCUGAUCCCUCGGAGGAUUAUGGCAACGAGAAAACGCUGGAGCAUUUUGCCCACAACACUGUCCGGGGCUGCUCCUAUUUCUACAGUUAUCCUGCAGUGUGUGAAUUUUUGCAGAACAAUAGUUUGUUAUCCGUAAUCCGAGCUCACGAAGCCCAGGAUGCUGGGUACCGAAUGUACAGGAAGAGCCAGACGACGGGCUUCCCCUCGCUAAUCACAAUCUUCUCUGCACCAAAUUACUUAGAUGUCUAUAACAACAAGGCUGCUGUACUGAAAUAUGAAAACAACGUCAUGAACAUCAGGCAGUUCAACUGUUCCCCUCAUCCCUACUGGCUUCCAAACUUCAUGGAUGUCUUCACAUGGUCUUUGCCUUUCGUAGGGGAAAAGGUCACCGAGAUGCUCGUUAACAUCCUCAACAUCUGCUCCGAUGACGAGCUGAUCUCGGAUGGGGACGAGACGUUGGAAGAUCACUACAUUUCAAGCUAUCCGAAAGGUACCCAGCUAGAAUUUGCUACGAGCUUAAUUUUCACUGCCUGUGCCACCAGAUCCUUGAAGUGGAUUUCCAGAGCUGACUAGUCGGGCAGGCUCUUCAUCCCCUUUCAGUUUUAACAUAAGCUCCAUGUGUUUUUAACCCUUCUGCGUUCCUCCAGGGGCCUGAGGAAUGGGGUCACGUUUCUACCUGAUUCUGAAUGCAGCCACGUAGUGCAUGGCUGAGCCAUGGUGCAUGUUAGACCUGGGUUUGGCUUUCCUGUCCUGAUGUGUACUGGGCCAUGUGAGGAAUCUCAGCUGAGAGGAGAUGGAUUUUGUUUCCCCCCUGUUUCACCUGGAUUUUUGGUUUGGUUUCAGUUCCCUCCAUGCUUUUUCUCUCCCGUCGGGUCCGUGGAGCGGGAGGGGAGUUCACCUCUCUCACCUUUGUGUUUGUGUGGGGUCCGAGCAGAGCUGCAAGGCCCUGGCCAGCCCUUCCCUGUGCUCCUUGGAUGCCAAAGCUGAUGCUUGCGUGGCACAGCAGUGCCCAUCAGCCAUCAGACCCCUCCGUGCUCUGCCUUGCAAAACUGUGUCUCCAUGGCUGAGUCAUUUGUGUCACAUCCUGUGUAGUGUGAGCCCACCCGGUGAGCUUCCAACAAAGACCUCCCCAGAUCCGUGUCCCUCGGUGGUUCUACUCUCUCUAGAGCUCUCGAGUCCGUGUCUCAUCUCGUUGGUGUUGCCCUUCUCACUGCCAUCCUGAUGCCAUCCUGAUGCCAUCCUCCAGCACCGUUCUCUCUCCAGUGUAGCUGUGAAUCUGUAAACCAUGAUUUCUUUUCCUGGAGUCAGGCAGGUGCUUCAUGCUGGCGUUCCCUGGGAAAGCAGGAAGCCUCC
Pipra filicauda (Wire-tailed manakin) is the source of this 2206-nucleotide messenger RNA. It is a transcript of the gene PPP3CC, whose product is annotated as protein phosphatase 3 catalytic subunit gamma. Lineage: Eukaryota; Metazoa; Chordata; Aves; Passeriformes; Pipridae. Gene Ontology annotation, biological process: calcineurin-mediated signaling. The transcript is spliced from 11 exons. Gene Ontology annotation, cellular component: calcineurin complex; cytoplasm. The record is from RefSeq and is a predicted model, not a curated record. Gene Ontology annotation, molecular function: calmodulin-dependent protein phosphatase activity; calmodulin binding. Bases 167 to 1426 code for a protein of 419 amino acids.